AUGUGGUCUGUCAUUCGUGCGUUGCAAGGGGAAUCGCCUGCUUGCGAGGACAAUUUUGCUGAGUCGCGUUAUGAGCGCAAUCAGCGGUGUAUUCUGAUGCACGAGAUGAAGCGGUAUCCGCGGUCCUUAGAUCCAGAAAUAUUUACCAGGCCUUUUGGAGAGCUGGAAUAUGAGAAGGUGCGUGCAUGGAUGCUGGACGACCGUGUCGGUAGGCGUCGACAAGCCGUGGAUCAUCUCCUUGAACUGUACGUGUUGCAGCGCGAGAAUGUGAUUCGUAGUCUUCGAUAUGGAUUUCUUGAUGUUUUACUUUCUACUCUUCAUAACGAUGAGUCUGAGGAAAUGCGGUGCAAAUCGGCAGAGGCUCUUGCGUUUUUGCUGCGGGAGACAAAGGGACUAGACAUGCUUCUUGCGAUGGACGAUGAGGGGGGCACGGUUGGCAAACUGCUAAAAGCAUUAGAUGAUCCUUCAAAGGAGGUCGUAAUACUUGUACUGCGUGUGACAAUUGCGUGUCGGGCGGCGUAUAAUGCAUACGAGGCAACAGUGCGUCUUGUCAAGUAUGGCUUUAUUGAGCGUUGCAUUGCGUUGCUGCGUCACGAAGAGGUGAGAGUGAGUGCAACGGCCUGCUCAGCUCUCGCAACCAUUUUUUCCGUCAAGGAGGCCUUUAUUCGGUUCAUACGAUCAGGCGGAAUGGCGGAAGUGACCGAGGCCUUGAAGCGAAAUGGAGUGUUUGUCGCCUCAGAGGCGGCUGAGGUGGUGACUCAAGCAGCCGUUUACCGUUUGGGCAAAAAGGCUGCUGUGAACCACUGCACUCUGGUGGCUUUGCGGCCUUACAUGACGCACGACAAUCUGCGGGUGCGGACAGCUGUCACAGGGGCGGUGGCACAACUCACCAUUUACGAACCCGGGAAACAACAGGCGGUGGACGAAAAUAUUGCCCCUAUUCUUCUGGAACUUCUCAUGCAUGAAGAGGAGCGUGAUGUCUUGGUUAAUGUGCUGAAGACUUUUGUGAACGUUGCUGAACAUCCAGCGGGGAGGCGACAGCUUUUGGGUGCGAAGGAUCGACUGCAGUUUAUUGCCCGAGAGGCGGAUGAUUAUCAACCACUCAACCUAUCUGUUGCGGAGGCCCUCAGCCAACUCGAAAGAAAAUGUUAG
This is a messenger RNA of Trypanosoma cruzi, 1152 nucleotides long. RefSeq lists its product as uncharacterized. The transcript has a single exon. The record is from RefSeq and is a predicted model, not a curated record. Bases 1 to 1152 code for a protein of 383 amino acids. Lineage: Eukaryota; Euglenozoa; Kinetoplastea; Trypanosomatida; Trypanosomatidae.